AUGGCUGAGCAGGCUGUUCGAGAAGUGGCUUACAUGGCCAAGGAGGCGCUCAUGGUGGAGCAAGCGCGGGAGGAGAAGAACCUCGAACUGGCCGAGUCGGGUCCUGCCGAGUACUUGGUCGACAACAGCGUUCUUCAGGCGCACGCGCCAGGAAUCACGUUUCGCUUCAGCAAGCGCAUGGAGGAUCGAGACGAUCUUGGGGAGCUGGCGGCCUUCGGAACCUCAGUCCUGGGCAUCGACGAGGGGGAUGGCUGGCUCCGAGUCCAGAACCCCCACGGCGAGAUACGGUACCUACCCACGGAGAUCCAGGGCGUGACUGUCCUCUCCCGGGCCGCCGCGACGCAGCAGCGUCAGGUGCGCGAGGAGCGCCAGAGGCGCGCCGAAGCGGCAGAGCGGCAGCAGAAGGAUCUCGAGGCCUGGCAGCGCCGCGCAGAGGAAGCGGAGCGCCUCCGCCAGGAGCGGCUGAAAUGGGAGGCAGAGCGAAAGGCUAAGGAGAAGGAGGAGGAAGAUCCUCAGGAUCCGCUUCGACGCACGGACGGCCGCAAAAUCGCCGGCCGCACCAGGGGUGUGCUUGAGCGGCACUACGCUGGCGAGGAGGAGGAGGUGCCCGACCACUACCAGGUGCUGGGUGUGGCGCGCCACGCGACGCCUGAGGAGAUAACUCAGGCCUAUCGUGCGCUUGCCAAGCUGUAUCAUCCGGACCGUCUGAAGAGCUCCGGGGGCGUUCUCAGCCAGGCGGCGGCUCAGCGCAGCCAUGAGCAGCGCAUGGCUCUGCUGAACGCAGCGCACCGCGUGCUUUCGGACCCCAGGCUGCGCUUGGCGUAUGACAAGACGCUGCCAGAGCCGGAUGAGGCCGGCGAUAUGGACUUCGCACCCGCCCGCGGAUCCGAGAAGUCUGAGGAGCAAUACGACUUCGACUUUUUGGGCUCCGACCGGCCCUUCCGUGUAGCUCUUGGCCGGGCCGCUCGCGCGGCCAAAGCCUGCGGUAGCAGGGAUGCCGUACGGACGGCUAUGGACCAGCUCCGUGGGAAGGAGAGGAUGGCACUCGCAGACAAGGAUGGGCAGAUUCGGCCCUCAGGCCCCACGUCCCCCUUCUCGGGACUGGGGUCGUGUGCUGACCCAGACUGCCGAGCUCACCGUCUUGCGUGGCCUCAGGUCCGGACUCGGUUUCGCGACUUCAUCUUGUCGCGGAUCCGGGCCGCGGUUCGGCGGGAGGAGGGAGCAGAACCCUGGUGGAAUCCCGACCUCGGCCUCAGGUACACCUCAGUGGGUAGUGGCCAACUGCUAUUCGAUCUGGAGCUACUGGAGAGGAUCCGAUUCCUCGGGGUGCGUAUCGCGCAGAUCUGCCUCAUAGACACAGCAUAUGCUGGCUCACCACCCAGCGUGGACGUUCGUCGUGCUUUGCGCGAGUUCACAGAUUGGCAGCGAGCCGCUUCACAGCUAUGCCGUCAUGAGCCAGCCGAAGUCCUCGUCUUCAGCGAAGUUUGGGACUACUACGAGACCUGCUGUGAAUCGCAGGAGGCAUCGAGCAAGUAUCCCGACCUGGAGCGAUACAGGCAGCCGUGUGAUCUCUUCGUGCACUGUGAUGCCACUUGGCCGGGUGCAGACGAGGAGAUCGAGCAGUUGGCCCAAACCUCCCUAUCGCGAGGUGGCCUCCUGGUGCGGCUUUCUCCCUCCUCCGAGGAGCCUCAGAUCAGUGUGGCCGGAGACGUGGAAACAAACACGAACCGGAGCGGGCACAGUUUGGCGCCCUUGCUGUGUCGCGCCUGGGUCCAGAUGGAUGCCAGCGCCUCCCGGGAGAUGCCUGGGGCCCCGGCACGGCCUUUGCAGCCCAUCCUGGUGGAAGUGGAGGAGGAUGCCCACCUGGAGGAAUGCCGCGAGGCCAUCGAGGACACGAAGACAAGUGAGCCGAAGUGCGACCUGGAGCUCGCGCGGAUCUUGGCGGACGCCCGGGAGAAUGCCCGGAAGGAGGCCCAACGAAAGAAGCCUCCGCCAGAGGCGAACAAACCAGGCCAAGCGCGGCGCAUUUUUGAGGCCCCAGUGCGUGAGGAGGACCUUGCAAACUUUAGCUUUCGGAAUGAGCAGCCGCCCAUUGCCUACUUCCGAGAUCGGAAGGUCUCUCGCACGCGAGUUCCUGGCAAGGGCCGGGAUAUCGAGAAGGGAAAGGUCUUCGACAGCUUCAAGUUCCUCACCGCCCGCGACGACGAGCCGGAUACUGCACCAGCCGCCCACAGACCAGCCUCGAAACAGGGACUCGUCCCCUGGAAAGUGGUCUACCCCUCACCGGUGGCCAUGCGAUCCACGCCGAAGGCGACGGGACGGCUUGUCGGGCAGCUUCACCCAGGAGACAUCGCCUACUGCAGUUCGAAGGAGCGGGCCGGCGAUUGGGUCCGAGUGGAAGAGGUUCCUGGCCAGAAUCUCCCGGACGAGGUCUGGGUCCUCACGGAUGGAACGGAGUUUGGCAUGGGCGUCCUGCUUCAGCAGGUUGAUGCGAAGGCCAAGAAGUAG
Molecule: messenger RNA, 2508 nt
Organism: Symbiodinium natans
Lineage: Eukaryota; Dinophyceae; Suessiales; Symbiodiniaceae
Source: the annotation of a GenBank genome assembly